This is a messenger RNA of Tilletiaria anomala UBC 951, 3196 nucleotides long. RefSeq lists its product as uncharacterized. The transcript is spliced from 2 exons. Bases 395 to 2863 code for a protein of 822 amino acids. The record is from RefSeq and is a predicted model, not a curated record. NCBI's taxonomy places the organism in Eukaryota, Fungi, Basidiomycota, Exobasidiomycetes, Georgefischeriales, Tilletiariaceae.
CGGCGGCGGCGACAUUGGAAAGCCCAGUCGCACCAGCACAAAUAUCGGAGAUGCAGAUGCCAGUGCUGGUGCAGAUAGAGAUAGUGUCGAUGCUGCGGAGUGGAAGCGCUCGAGGAAGACAUCGAUCACCAUCUUUACCGCCGCUUCUGCUGCUGCAUCAUGCAGCGAAACUUCCGAGCAGAAGGAGGACACGCACCAGUGUCAGAAGCAUACCUCUCAGAAGGAAGAGCAGCAACGGAAGGAACGCCGCCCUCGAGCCUCCAGCACGUCCGCCUACGCGGUUGAUGAGAAUACUCAUAGCGCCUCGGACCGCGGAUCCUUCGCAACUUCUGCAACAGCGGCCAAUGUCGAUCUCGAGGCGCCUGUGAGCGCCCCGCGGCUUUCGCUUUUAGACAUGGGGAGUGAUGACCAUAGUCGGAAGCCAGACGACCUCUUGCUGCCGUUCAUCAACCGUCCCAAGGAGGUGCAUGAGCUUCUUUUCGGGGACCAUGUGCCAUCCAGCGUCAUGGUCGUCGCCGCGAGGUUGCAGCGCCUGUUCCCGGGCGAAGCAGUCAGCUCCCAAGGCGGCGACAAGCGCGAAGAACGUCGAGCUGCUGCGGGAGGAGUGGAUGGCAUGGCGCACGGGCAAGCGCUCAGCAAUGUUCUCUUUGUGCGCCGCGAGCAUCUCGGCGACGCGCAGUGGCUGGUCGCUCUACGCUCGCUCGUCGCGGGAAAAAGCGAGGAGACAUGGGCCCGCCUCGCGGAGGUGCUCGGCGCUAAUCUGCUCCGGCCGUCGGAGUGGCAGGAGUUCGCAAAGACUCCUUUGUACGGGCACGGGUAUUCUCACUCUCCCGCUCAGGGGCAUGCUCGCAAGCACAAGGGUAGGAGCAGGAACAGCUCGUUCAAUUUCGAGCUGCUCCCGGACGUGCCGGAAGAAUGGACCGCACCCUUGCACAAGGUCGACCAGCUCCAUCGCUUGGCCGGUGAAACCGUGCCUGCUGCUAGCAUAAAAGCGGCCGAAGUUGCCGGCGUGCGCAUCAGCACGGCAGAAGAUGAGAAGCAGCAACAGCCAAAGCGGGGAAAGGAGAGCCGGCAGGUCGAUGAGGCGAAGCAUGAACCAUCGUACUUCAAUGAUCCGGCCACCAACGCGCCGAGUCUUUACGAUUUCCACUUUUGUAAUCGCAUCCAGUGUAAGGACUCCGCUGCUAUGCCGCUUGCCAGGGAGGGCUUGCCAAGCACAGUGGCAUUGGCAGCUGAGUCGGCGGUUGGCAAGCCAGCUGCUACUCCUGCUGCGACCGAGAAGGCGUCGUCUCCGCCCAUCACUACCUCCAGCGAGGGUGGAGAAGAGGUAGUCAGCAAUCACCGAUGGCGCCGGCCCAGCUUUGUGCUCAGCUUUCAAAAUCUUCCAUCCUCCAGUGGUGCUGGCCCAAUGCAAGCGAGGAGAGCGUCAUCGCCCACUACAAGUGGUCAGAGCAGCAGCACCAACAGCAGCAGCAGCAGCGUGGCCAGCGGCAACGACACUCCCUCCUCCCCAGCUAGCUCCACUUCUUCACUGCUCAAAGGCGUCGCUCAUCAGGACGAGCUAGGCAAGGGAAGUGCACGCCGCCGCAAGGGCAGGCGAAGUAGUUGCCGUAAUCAUCGAUUGUGUCAUUCUUCGGAAGCGGCCGAGGAAGGCAAGUGCGGUAUGCAUUUGCAGUCCAUUGGCGGUGCAAACAGCGUCGGCAACUCACUUGCUGUCUACUUCGACUCUUCCGACGGGGCCGACGAUCAGCUCCCACAUGCAAGUCGCUCAAGCAGAAAGCCCAGUAGCGACAGCGACAAGCGCAGCAGGCGCGGCUCAUCAGCCUCAUCGCGCAACGAACAGGGCAACGUCGUAGAAGGGCUGUUACCUGACGGCCGCACGCGCCAUCCAUCUGCAGGUAGUCCUGCCGGAAGCGAGGGGGCAAUUGGCCCAAUCGAAGCGUUCCGUAGGAAGCACAGGCUCAGCGAUGCUUGUCUCAGAGGGGAAGGCGUCGAAGAUGGGUUGCAUGCGAAUGCGUGGGCGGAGAAGAAACAUGGAGCUUGGCAAGAAUCAGUCAGCCGCGCUGUCAGCACAUCUAUGGUCUCCCCCCGCGAUGAUCAUGACUACUCGAACAACCUGGCAUUCGGCGGCCAAGUGAGCAAAGAGAAGCAUGACCGUGGCGGCAGCGGACUAGCUCUUGGAGGCGGCUUUUCGUUGCAGAAGAACAAGCUUGUGACUGCUGUACAGCCAGAGCACAGGCAUUCACCCCCGGAGCCGACUCUAAGGGUUACCGUCGCUUCGACGCCUUCGUCGACUAGUCAGCUCCUGUCCUCGACGUAUCUGUCAGAGCAGGGUGGUAGAGCUGCACGGCCACCCCACGACUACCGUCGACCAGGCGGAUUCAUCGCCUUUUCACGCGAGUGCCAUGCUGCUCGCCAGCGGCAACGUGCUCUUUCGAGCGCUAGCGAGCUUAGCGAGGCCCUCAGCACGGGCAGCCAGGCAGUUGCGAGCAGCGAGGGUAGCACGCUCGCUGAUGAGGAUGUCUGGAGUCCUCCCCAUCCGUAUUGCGAACUGCUCGGCUUGUACCACUCCUCAGAUGCAGCUGGAUGGCCUUCGAGUCAUGACGAGCUCGAUUCGGACAACGAGAAGACGCCCAGCUUGAAUGCUUCCAACGUCCACGGCUUCGAAUGGGCAAAUGCUGUUGUACCACCAAAGGAAGUGCACCGACGGGCACCCUCGCCCGCUUCGCGCAGACACCUGUCACCCCUGCCAGAAACCGAGGUGCUCGGUGCAAGCAGAGACUUGAACACGAGGGCAGGGUCUGCCAGUUCUUCGUUCGAAGACAUUUCAUCGGAUGACGGCGAUGACGAUGCUUUUGAAUAAGAGUUUGCGCGCGUGUCUUCCUUACGGUGUGUGCUCCUGCGCCUCAGUCAUUUUAUCAGCCCCAACGGCUAUGAAAGCAUCAGAGAUUCUGCAUCUAAUCUUCCCCUUGCCACCGUCUGCUCAACUCUCCCGGGUGGCGGACCUGAGCGCUCGACUGUUGCUCACGUGUAGUAACGACGUACUCGACUGUAUCAAGGCUGUCUGCUCAGGCGAGGCGCUACGCGGCAUCACGACGCGUAGAGCGCUGGAACACUUGGAGAGGAGCGACCUGGCGCAUCUGGAGCCUAUGGCGCACAAGAUUGGACUCGUCGAUCUGUACCACGUUUACAAGCC